Molecule: messenger RNA, 4314 nt
Organism: Rhineura floridana
Lineage: Eukaryota; Metazoa; Chordata; Lepidosauria; Squamata; Rhineuridae
Product: zinc finger protein 345-like
Exons: 5
Coding region: 136-2559 (807 amino acids)
Biological process (GO): regulation of DNA-templated transcription
Source: RefSeq, a predicted model, not a curated record
GGAAGACUGCAAAAGAGGGACUUCCUUUUCCCGUCCCGCCUACCCCAAAGAAAUGCAGGGAGUGAGCUGGCUGUGAAAUAGCAUCGGAGCGGCAUUCUGGAUCCCCCCCUUUACUCUGGAGAGGAAAGAGCCACCAUGGAGGCAGCUCAGGGUCUGGUAACCUUUGAGGAGGUGUCCUUGCAUUUCACCGAGGAUGAAUGGGCCCUGCUGAAUCCAGGCCAGAGAGCCCUUUACAAGGAGGUCACGGUGGAGAUUCAUGAGAUGAUAACCUCUCUGGGGCAUCUGUGUUUGAAACCUUACCGCAUGUCCUGGCUGAAGGGAGACAGAAGAGAAGACCUCUUUGCCCAGGGUUUCACAGGAGAGGAGAGGCCAGCAGGAGAUGUCUGGGGGACCACGGCUGAGGCGGAACCAUCAGAAGUAUCACCAGAAAGAGCUGAGAAGCAGGAGGAGGAACAGAAACCAGGGAGUCAAGAUGGAGCAAAGAGACAAGAGGGGAGAAAAAUGCAGAAGCCAGGGGAUGAAUCUAGAGUUUCUCAGGGUGGUGAAUAUAAAAUUCAACAGGAAACUCAUCCUCUUAAGGAAAUGAGAAUGCCUCCUGAAUGCUUUAAAAUCUUAAGUUGCCACCAAGCUCUAAAUCAGGGAAGACGUACGAGAGAGAAACAACACAAAGGCUUGAAAUGUGAGGAGGGAUUAUUUGAUAACUGGAGCCUUGUUAGACAUCAGACACUUCACACUAGAGAGAAACCGAAUACAUCAUUAGGCUGUGGGGAAGAUAGCAGUCAGAGUGGAAGUCUUGCUUGCCUUCACAAAAAACACAUAGGGGAGAAACCAUAUAAAUUCUCGGAAGGUGGCAAGAGCUGUUCUGAUCAUUCCACGAUUGUUAGCCAUGAAGGAAUCUAUACAGCAGAGAAAUUGCAUCAAUGCUUGGAGCGUGGCAAGAGCUUUGAGCAGCAUUGUCAAUUGGCUAGGCAUCUGAGAAGUCACACAGGGGAAAUGCCCUAUAUAUGGCCUGACUGUGGGAAAAGUUUCAGACAGAGAUAUAAUCUGCAAGGGUGUCAGAAAAGUCACACAGGAGAGAAACCAUAUACAUGUUCUGACAGUGGAGAACAUUUCAGCAAUGAGUCAAAUACUACUGUAUAUAAGAGACUCUCCACAGGAGAGAAACCGUGUAAAUGGUUAGAGCGUGGAAAGACCUUCCAACUGAGCCCCAAUCUCAAAACACAUGAAAGAAUUCACAGAGAGGAGAAAGAUUGUGAAUGCUUGGAGUGUGGAAAGAGAUUUCAUCGUAGGUCAGAUCUUUCUGUACAUAAGAGAGUGCACACAGGAGACAAACCAUAUAAAUGCUUGCAGUGUGGAAAGUACUUCAGUCGUCACCACAACCUUACGGUGCAUCAAAGAACUCAUACAGGGGAAAAACCUUAUAAAUGCUUGGAGUGCGGAAAGAGCUUCAGUGAGAGUGGCACUCUUACGUCGCAUCAAAGAAUCCAUACAGGGGUGAAACCUUAUCGGUGCUUGGAGUGUGGAAAGAACUUCAGUCAUCAUCACCACCUUACUUCACAUCAAAAAACCCAUACGAGGGACAAACCUUAUAAAUGCUUGACGUGUGGAAAGAGCUUCAUUCAUCGUCACCAUCUUAUUUCACAUCAAAGAACCCAUACAGGGGAUAAACCUUAUAAAUGCUUGGAGUGUGGAAAGAGCUUUAGUCACAGUAACUCCCUUACUUUGCAUCAAAGAACCCAUUCAGGGGAUAAACCUUAUAAAUGCUUGGAGUGUGGAAAAAGCUUCAUUUGCAGUAACUCCCUUACUUUGCAUCAAAGAACCCAUACAGGGGAUAAACCUCAUAAAUGCUUGGAGUGUGGGAAGAGUUUCAGUGAGAGUGGCACCCUUACUAGACAUCAAAGAGUCCAUACAGGUGACAAACCUCAUAAAUGUUUGGAGUGUGGGAAGAGUUUCAGUGAGAGUGGCACCCUUACUAGACAUCAAAGAACUCAUACAGGUGACAAACCUCAUAAAUGCUUGGAAUGUGGAAGGAGCUUCAGUCACAGUACCAACCUUACUGUGCAUCAAAGAACUCAUACAGGUGACAAACCUUAUAAAUGCUUGAAGUGUGGAAAGAGCUUCAGUAACAGUGGUGCACUUGCUAGACAUGAAAGAACCCAUACAGGGGAGAAACCUUAUAAAUGCUUGGAGUGUGGAAAGAGGUUCAGUCAGAGUGGCGACGUUACUAGACAUCAAAGAAUUCAUACAGGAGACAAACCUCAUAAAUGCUUGGAGUGUGGAAAGAGCUUCAGUAACAAUAGCUCCCUUAGUUCGCAUCAAAGUACUCAUACAGGGGACAAACCUUAUGAAUGCUUCGGGUGUGGAAAGAAAUUCAGUGAGAAGGGCACACUCACUAGACAUCAAAAAAUCCAUACAGGAUACAAACCCUAUAAAUGUUUGGAGUGUGGAAAGAGCUUCUGUCAUCAUUUCCACCUUAGUUCGCAUCAAAGAACCCAUACAGGGGACAGCCUUAUAAAUGUCUGGAGUGUGAAAAGAACUUCAGUCAUCAUCACCACCUGACUUCACAUCAAAAAACCCAUAAAGGGGACAAAUCUUAUAAAUGCUUGGAGUGUGGAAAGAGCUUUAGUCACAGUAGCACCAUUACUUUGCAUCAGAGAACAAAUAGUGGGGACAAACCUUAUAAAUGCCUGGAGUGUGGAAGGAACUUCAGUGAGAGUGGCACCCUUCAUUCACAUCAAAAAACCCAUGCAGGGGGCCAACCUUAUAAAUGCUUGGAGUGCUGGAAUAGGUUCACUCAGAAUAGCAAUCUUCAGGCAAGGGGGAACUAUAUAACUGUCCUGAGCGUAGAAAGCCUUUCAUUCAGUGUACCUCCUAUAUUUUUCAUCAAAUAGUUCACUGGAAACAGCUUUAAUUUCCAUUUUUCAUUCACAUCAAAGGAUCCUUAAAGGGGAGAGACCGUAAUAUGCUGAAAGAGUGGAAAGAGCUUCAGUCAUAGACACUAGAUAGAUCUCUGUAUGAAAGAGAGGCAUAACAGUUACGUUCACACUAGAGGGAAAUCUAGGCCUUUCACUUCUCCAUACAUCUCUCUUGCAUUAUAGAUGCCUGUAGUAGAUACCGAUGGAAGGAAUUGUUAGAAAUGUUUGAAAGCUUCGGUGAAGAUUUUUUACUGAGCCCGGUUUGGGUGGCCAAUCUGUGAGCAUGACAAAGGUGAAAUGGAAUGAUGGAGCUGUGGAGCGGAAUGGUCAGGAAAUUCUGGCUUAUGACUGAGGUAAACUGGAAUCUCUGGCUUGGGGGCAGAAAUGUUUUUCUUUCUGGAGUUUGAGAAGCAGAAAUGCUGAGAGGUCUUGAUCAAACUAAUAGCAAAGACAGAAGGUUUACUCCAUGCGGCUAGCAGUUCCGUAUGACCACUGUGAGUCUCCCUCUACCCUGACAAGGCUUAGGAUCCUGUGAACCCCUAAAAUGACGGAAAGCUGUUAGUUCAGGUGUUUGUCUCUUGACCUGUCAUUUCCGAAUACAGAAUUGAGUGUGUAAUAAGAGGCAAGAGAAAAGGACAACUCAGAAUACAGAAAAGUUGGGGUGUCAAAAAGACUGCACUCAGUGCUAGAACUCACUGCUAUUAUUUUUUUAUUUGGAGCAUUUGUACCCCACUCUUCAGCCAAAAAGGCUCCCAGAGCAUCUUACAUGCAGUCAGUUAAAGCUGGAAAGUCCCUGCCCACAGGCUUGCAAUCAAAAGACAUCAUGUGACAAUGUUUCCGGGCCCGAUUCAAGGUGCUGGUUUUAACCUGUAAAGCCUUACGCGGCCUGGGACCACAAUACUUGAUGGAACGUCUCUCCCGAUAUGAACCUACCCGUAUACGUCAUUCAACAUCGAAGGCCCUCCUCCGGGUGCCUACUCAGAGGGAAGCCCGGAGGAUGGUAACCAGAAAAAGGGCUUUCUCAGUGGUGGCCCCUGAACUAUGGAACGAUCUCCCUGUGGAGGUACGCCUGGCGCCAACAUUAUUAUCUUUUCGACGCCAGGUUAAAACAUUCCUUUUCUCCCAGGCAUUUUAACAAAUUUAACAAUUUAAUAAUUUUAAUUUUAACAUUUUAACAUCUCAACUUACUUUAGCAUCUUAGUAUGCUAGUAUAUUUGUAUUUUAGUAUGUUUAAAUUGUUCUAUAAAUGGGUUUAAUUGUAUUUUGCUGUCUUGCUUGUUGUGAACCGCCCAGAGAGCUUCGGCUAUGGGGCGGUAUAGAAAUUUAAUAAAUAAAUAAAUUAAGGAAAGGGGGCAGGGAGAGAAGAGGGAAGAAGCAAGCUUAGGCACUAAUUCUUAAA